AUGUUACUCCUGCAAUGGCUUAACGAUUAUGUACUAAUAUCAGACUCCUGUACUGGCCUGAAUCAAUUAUGUACUCACCGGGAAUCACUGGGAAUCAAUUAUGUACUCACCGCGUAUAAAAUGUUUGAGACGAUUAAAAGAAAGCCGAAAUUUGAUGCAUAUGACAGAAGUGGUGAAAUCUUGGAGGACAUAAAGGGAGAUAUUGAACUCAAAGAUGUUUACUUCAGAUACCCUACGAGGUCGGACGUGCAUAUAUUUACUGGAUUUUCACUGUUUGUUCCAAGUGGCACAACUACUGCUUUGGUGGGUCAAAGUGGAAGUGGAAAGUCUACUGUGAUCAAUUUAUUGGAAAAAUUCUAUGAUCUUGAUGCUGGAGAAGUACUUAUAUGUGGUGUGAAUUUGAAGAACUUGCAACUUAAAUGGAUAAGGGAUCAGAUUGGGUUGGUUAGUCAAGAGCCUAUAUUGUUUACUACUACUAUCAGAGAGAACAUGGCGUAUGGGAAAGAAGGUGCAACUGAUGAGAAGAUAACAGCGGCAAUAACACUUGCUAAUGCGAAAAAGUUCAUCAACAAACUGCCUCAGGGCCUCGACACCAUGUCGAGACAAAUUUGUGAUAAUUGA
Messenger RNA from Vicia faba (fava bean), 621 nucleotides. The record is from the annotation of a GenBank genome assembly. NCBI's taxonomy places the organism in Eukaryota, Viridiplantae, Streptophyta, Magnoliopsida, Fabales, Fabaceae.